UUUAUUGGAGGUUAUGUACGUCCUGAUAUAUCGUAUUUUUGCAAUAUCUUUGUACACUUCCGAAAUUCCUUCGAUUAAAAUGUGGCAAUUCGUUGCGACAUGCUGACUUGGCAAACGAUGCAAAUUACUUAAAGACAGCUCGACGACAGCGCAGUACUAAACCGAACGAAGAACAUGGUAGAUAUAAAAGAAUCGAAUAAGGACGAUGAACUCCUACUAUUACCAGACGUUGGCACCAAAAAAUUCACCGAAUUUCCUAAGCUUGACUCCAAGAGUGCGAUCAUGAAAGGAGUCGUUAAACAAUUGGAAAAGUGGCCUUCUUAUCUUUUUUUUGUUUUUUUUAUUGCUUGCGUCAUAAUAGUAAAUCUUGUCUUGCUCAUCAUUGUAUCAGCUACUCUUUCUUUACCUACGAACACAACGAAUAUUGGAAACCGAGAGAACUUUAACAAAAGAUCGAUCAACGUAUACUCGGUGAAACAAGAAGAUCGUAUAUGGUCGAUGAUGGAUCUUUGCCACAUUGAAAGUGCAGCACGUGAGAAUCCAGAGUUAAAUAUCCACCUAAUAAAUUUACACAAAAAAAACCGUAAGGAAGAUUCUACACAAGAUUUUAUAGUAACGAGGAAACUUGAGCCUGAAAUUAGAUCGGUUACAAACGCGAUCGAUUUACAGAACAAAGCAACCAGAUCUUUAUGGAUAAUGCGAGAAGCUCGUUUGAGAGAUCAAAUUGCUCAUAAAUACGAGAACGUUAAAAACCACGAUAUCACCGUCGACAAUUUCUUUCAAGGAACCAAUCUCUCUAAAGUAGCUGGAAAUUUAAAUAAUAAGAUAUUGAAAAUAGCUACCGAAGCGUAUUUCAUUUGGAAUUCAUCCGGAAUCGCCCUAGAUCCUAGAUUAUAUUGCAAUCUGAAAUAUAUUUCACAAAUUAUUUGCAAUUCGCAAAGGAAACAAAACGAAGAAUGUGUACCCGAUGGAUUGGCCACCAUUGAUCCACAAAAUAACAUUCAAGCUGCUGGAGUACCUUGUCAAGCAUUUAUAGGAUAUUUUAUAAACGAUAUAUCGAAAAACGAAUCGAUCCGUAAAGAAGGAGCAUUAUUGAAGUCCAUAAACAAGUUUUGUCCACAAAUACAUUCCUGCAACGAAGUUAGAAUCUUGGACAAGGUCAAAACAUGCCGAUUGAAUAUUUUAAAGUGCCCAAUCGUUCACCAUCAUGGAUUUCUAUUAAGUGCAUUGAGUUACAGCUACAUGUUACCUCAUUUAUGAUAAAAGCAUUAUAAUGAAUAUCACAAAUAAAUAUAUUCUUCACAAGAAAA
Messenger RNA from Vespula pensylvanica (western yellowjacket), 1310 nucleotides. RefSeq lists its product as uncharacterized. The record is from RefSeq and is a predicted model, not a curated record. The transcript is spliced from 7 exons. NCBI's taxonomy places the organism in Eukaryota, Metazoa, Arthropoda, Insecta, Hymenoptera, Vespidae. Bases 175 to 1260 code for a protein of 361 amino acids.